AGACUGCAGAAUGAGAUUGAAGAUCUUAUGGUAGAUGUUGAGAGAUCCAACGCGGCUGCUGCUGCCCUGGACAAGAAGCAAAGACAUUUUGAUAAGGUCCUGGCAGAGUGGAAGCAGAAGUUUGAGGAGUCCCAGACUGAGCUGGAGAGCUCCCAGAAAGAGACCAGAUCUCUUGGCACUGAGCUCUUCAAACUCAAGAACUCUUAUGAGGAAUCACUGGAUCAUCUUGAAACCAUGAAAAGGGAGAACAAAAACCUCCAAGAGGAAAUUUCUGAUCUCACUGAACAACUUGGUGAGACUGGAAAGAGCAUUCAUGAACUUGAGAAGGUCAGGAAGACACUUGAGCAAGAGAAGGCAGAGAUCCAGACUGCUCUUGAGGAAGCUGAGGCUACUUUAGAGCAUGAAGAGGGCAAGAUCCUGAGAGCUCAGCUGGAGUUCAAUCAGGUCAAAGCUGACAUUGAGCGUAAACUUACUGAGAAGGAUGAGGAGAUGGAGCAGGCCAAGAGGAACCAGCAGAGAGUGGUGGAUACCCUGCAGACCUCCCUGGAGUCUGAGACUCGCAGCAGGAAUGAGGCUCUCAGGGUGAAGAAGAAGAUGGAGGGAGACCUCAAUGAGAUGGAGAUCCAGCUCAGCCAGGCCAACAGGCAGGCAUCUGAGGCCCAGAAGCAGCUCAAGGGUCUCCAUGGACAUCUGAAGGAUGCCCAACUGCAGCUGGAUGACGCUCUGCGUAGCAAUGAUGAUCUCAAAGAGAACGUUGCCAUUGUGGAGAGACGUAACAAUCUUAUGCAGGCUGAACUGGAUGAGCUCAGGUCCCUGGUGGAGCAGACUGAGAGAGGCCGGAAACUGGCUGAACAGGAGCUGCUGGACGUCAGUGAGAGGGUGCAGCUGCUGCACUCUCAGAACACCAGCCUGCUGAACCAGAAGAAGAAGCUGGAGGGUGAUACAUCCCAGCUGCAGAAUGAAGUAGAGGAGGCUGUGCAGGAGUGCAGGAAUGCUGAGGAAAAGGCCAAGAAGGCCAUCACUGAUGCUGCCAUGAUGGCAGAGGAGCUGAAGAAGGAGCAGGACACCAGUGCUCACCUGGAGCGCAUGAAGAAGAACAUGGAGCAGACCAUCAAGGACCUGCAGCACCGUCUGGAUGAAGCUGAGCAAAUCGCUAUGAAGGGUGGCAAGAAGCAGAUCCAGAAACUGGAGUCUAGGGUGAGAGAGCUGGAAUCUGAGGUGGAACUGGAGCAACGCAAGGCCAAUGAUUCUGUCAAAGGAAUCCGUAAAUAUGAACGCCGCAUAAAGGAACUCACUUACCAGACCGAGGAAGAUAAGAAGAAUCUGCAUCGUCUUCAGGAUCUGGUAGACAAACUGCAGCUGAAGGUCAAGUCCUACAAGAGAACAGCAGAGGAGGCUGAGGAGCAGGCCAAUAGCAAUAUGGGCAAGUUCCGCAAGAUUCAGCAUGAGCUGGAUGAGGCUGAGGAGAGAGCUGAUAUAGCUGAGUCUCAGGUCAACAAGAUGAGAGCCAAGAGCCGUGAUGCAGGUGGCAAGAAGGGGCAUGACGAAGAGUGAAGCUCUGCCGUGGGCCUUUUCUGACAUCUUUCCAUGCAGUACUCUGGAGCUUGCCUCUGGCUCCCAUCAUUUUAG
Alosa alosa (allis shad) is the source of this 1629-nucleotide messenger RNA. RefSeq names its product myosin-6-like. The transcript has 10 exons. Gene Ontology annotation, cellular component: myosin complex. Lineage: Eukaryota; Metazoa; Chordata; Actinopteri; Clupeiformes; Clupeidae. The annotation marks the transcript as partial. The record is from RefSeq and is a predicted model, not a curated record.